AUGAGGAUAAAGAGAGAUAGAGAAGUAGAGAGAGAAAAGGUGAAAGGAAAGUCAGCUUUCGAUGAGGUCUGGAUGGUGUUUAUGGACAAUGUUAGUAUGAGAGUGUCACAAUGUGCGUUAAGGGAACUAUUCUUAGGCCAUGGUCUUGUUGAGAGAGUUUUCAUUCCCAAAGAAACAAGAAACCCAAAAUACAAAUUCUCCACUUUUGCUUUUGUGCAGUUUGGGAGUGAGGCAGGUUUGAAAAGGGCAGUAGAUAACUUAAAUGGUUCAUUGAUAGAUGGGAAGAGGAUUACAGUUGGAGCUACAAGAUAUAAGGAAGCUCAUUCAAGGACAGGGGGAAGAAUAGUUCUUUGA
Messenger RNA from Hibiscus syriacus, 354 nucleotides. Its product is annotated as serine/arginine-rich splicing factor 2-like. Gene Ontology annotation, cellular component: cytosol. Lineage: Eukaryota; Viridiplantae; Streptophyta; Magnoliopsida; Malvales; Malvaceae. The coding region runs from base 1 to 354 and encodes 117 amino acids. The transcript has 2 exons. Gene Ontology annotation, molecular function: mRNA binding. The record is from RefSeq and is a predicted model, not a curated record.